GUUUCCGCGGGCGUAUACGCUGUAUCUUMAAAUUGUUUUUGAUCAUUUAACUACCUGGAUUAAAUAGUAUCUGUAAAACUUUCGUGGRUUUUGGUAAAGGAGACACAACAAAGUAAGGUACUGAAUAAACGUUCCURCCCUGUAGACGGGAGAAAUCAAAGACAUAAGCAAGGAAGUGACCAGAUGAGGAACGUCAGACUCUCACAGGGAUAAGUGUCCUUCAGAUGUUGGCUGGAGAUGAUGCUGGUCUUCACCGGGGCAUGGAUUAAUGGGACGCAGAGAGUCCAAGUGACUGAAGGCCUGGACAGUUUCUGGGUGCUCAGAAGAGACAAAACAUGUGCAUUUUGUGCACUUCUAACGUUGCAAGGUAGCAGAAGAAAAUAGUAGCACGUUGAACUUGGAGCAGUACAUUUCAGGAACCUGAAAGUCAAAGUAAUAUUCCUACACUUCCUUUUAAAAUGAAUUUCCUGUCAACCAUUGUGACAUUUGAGAACCUCCAUGAGGUUCGGAGAUUGUGCCACUGGGGUCCAAUCAUAGCUUUGUCUGUCAUCGCUAUAUGUUCAACCAUGGCAAUUAUAGACUCCAUUAUCUGGUACUGGCCGCUAGAUACUACAGGAGGCAGCAUUAACUUCAUCAUGCUCCUCAACUGGACUGUGCUGAUUCUCUACAACUACUUCAAUGCUAUGUUUGCUGGACCUGGAUACAUUCCUCUUGGCUGGAAACCAGAGACUCAACAGGAUUCCCUGUACCUACAAUACUGCAGAGUGUGCCAAGGGUACAAAGCUCCCAGAUCUCACCACUGUCGAAAAUGUAACAGGUGUGUGAUGAAGAUGGACCACCACUGCCCCUGGAUCAACAAUUGCUGUGGCCACCUAAACCAUGCCUACUUCACCAGCUUCCUGCUGCUGGCUCCACUGGGAUGCUCCCACGCUGCCAUCAUCUUCAUCAUGACCAUGUACACACAGCUGUAUGAGAGGAUAUCAUUUGGCUGGAGCACUGUAAAGAUUGACAUGAGUGCUGUUCGUCAGUUCCAGCCGCUCAUGCCCUUCAGUGUGCCUGCUUUUGCUGCCACACUAUUUGCCUUAGGUUUGGCACUGGGUACAACCAUUGCUGUUGGAAUGCUUUUUUUCAUACAGAUAAAAGUCAUCAUCCGAAAUAAGACCUCGAUCGAAUCCUGGAUCGAGGAAAAGGCCAAAGACAGAAUACAGCAUUACCAAACAGGGGAGGAGUUCAUCUUCCCGUACGACCUUGGCAGCCGCUGGCUGAACUUUAAACAAGUCUUUACCUGGUCAGGGACCCCCAAAGGGGACGGCAUUCAGUGGCCGGUUCAUCCCAAGUGUCACCAGCACACCUUAACUAUAGAGCAGCUGAAGCAAAAAGCUGACAAACGAGUAAGAAGUCAGGUCCAGUACCAGGUAGUGGAGGACUAUAAUGGAGCCUGCUGCCCACUCAACAAGGGCAUCCAAACUUUUUUCAGAACCCCCUGCACCGAGGAGCCCAGGAUCCCCCUGGUUAAAGGGGACAUCAUCCUGGCCACCCGUGGCACAAAAUGGUGGAUGUAUGGAGACAAAGUUUUAAAYGAGGAGAAACUGAGAGCUGGAGAACGCAUACGAGGAUGGUUUCCAAGGAGAUGCGUUGAGAAGUGCCAUUACGACAYGGCUGCCAGCGAAAGCACCAGCGAUAAGAAAGUAAACUAAGGUGUCAGCAGAGGAGCCGGACCGAAACUUUCUGUCCGUGUUUAUAAAUGUUUGUCUACUGAAGAUGUCACGCCUGAGGCUGCAGCCUCAAAUAAUUUUAUCCUUUGAUUAAAUAUGCUCAAACUUUUCAUUGCUAAGGCUGCAUCUAAGUCUUACUGAGCAUUUUGCUGUUAAAUGUCUAGAAAAGAGCAGUUUGUGAGAGGRUUUAGUUUGACUUCUCUGACCAAAAAAACCUACCCAACAAGAGUCUUAAUUUUCAACAGUUGCCAACAGGCUUUUAUGUGACUUCAUUAUAAUUGUGACUUUUUUUUUCUUUACUUGAAUUUGUUCUUACUUUUUUGUUGUUGUUUUUUUUUCUACUUAUGCAAUGCCUCUGCCCAGCUAACCGCAGGGCUUCAUAAUGCAACUCUUUCUACAGAAUGGAGAUAACACUUUUUAUUUUUUUGUAAAAAGAAAUUGUUUGCCUCAAAGUAUAAAUUGCUGAUUAUAAAAAAGAAAAACCUUCCACACGACUGGCUGUUUGUCUCAGCUUUUGUAAUUGCUUUAAAUUUUCUUGUUAUAAUACUUGAGUUUUUGAAAAGCCCCAGGCUUAAAAAAAUAAUAAAUUGUGUAGAAGAAAAAAACAACAGUGCCUGCUAUGAAACUGCUACUGAACUUUUAUGAAAUUGCCUGUCGAGCAGCUGGAAAUGCAUGAACAAUUUUUAGCUAAAUAAUCUCUGCGCUUUAUAGCUGAAUAAAUGCCUUAUGGCUCUUCUAGUACUUUACUCUUUUAA
This is a messenger RNA of Austrofundulus limnaeus, 2470 nucleotides long. RefSeq names its product zDHHC palmitoyltransferase 6 (gene zdhhc6). Bases 459 to 1697 code for a protein of 412 amino acids. The record is from RefSeq and is a predicted model, not a curated record. Gene Ontology annotation, molecular function: palmitoyltransferase activity. NCBI's taxonomy places the organism in Eukaryota, Metazoa, Chordata, Actinopteri, Cyprinodontiformes, Rivulidae. The transcript is spliced from 11 exons.